This is a messenger RNA of Penicillium arizonense, 408 nucleotides long. Its product is annotated as signal recognition particle 14 kDa protein. Gene Ontology annotation, cellular component: signal recognition particle, endoplasmic reticulum targeting. Gene Ontology annotation, biological process: SRP-dependent cotranslational protein targeting to membrane. Gene Ontology annotation, molecular function: endoplasmic reticulum signal sequence receptor activity; 7S RNA binding. NCBI's taxonomy places the organism in Eukaryota, Fungi, Ascomycota, Eurotiomycetes, Eurotiales, Aspergillaceae. Bases 1 to 408 code for a protein of 135 amino acids. The transcript is spliced from 2 exons. The record is from RefSeq and is a predicted model, not a curated record.
AUGGCGCCGCAUUCAUCCCACGAUGAGUUCUUCUCAUCCCUCACCGAUCUCCUCUCCAAAACUUCCUCCCAGGCCCACGGCUCCGUAUACCUCACUCAAAAACCCCUGAUCGAUGUCCCCGGUGCAACGACCACAAACUCUCAACCAUCUAUCCUCAUCCGGGCCACAGAUGGCAAUACCAAUGCGCCAAACCCCAAGGCUACGAGUAAAGACGGCAAAAUUACCAAGAGUGCAUCGAAGGCUACAAAGAUCAAGCUCUCCACAGUCGUCACCCCAGAUGAUCUGGAGGCAUUCUACGCCCGGUAUGCGGAGGUCUGCAAGGCAGGCAUGACCGGGUUGAAGAAGCGGGAUCGCAGAGCUAAGAAGGCGAAGACUAAGGGUGGUGCUGCCAAGGCUAUCAAGGCAUAG